AUAUAUCAUAAAAUAAUAUUUUGCUCGCAAUGUCUUUAUUGCGAAUUAUUCGAUAUAAACAACACGCUAUUUUUCCGUUGAUUGCAAGAGACUCGUUUCUAAGUAGUCCAUUCAAAGGAAAGAAUAAUGUCGUCUUUCAAUUCAAGAGAACUUUUAAUGGAACGUUUAAAAGAUCUAGCAAGCAGGAACACAAAAAGCAAAAGAUCUUGUCAAAUAUUUAUAAAGUCGGUUGGGGAACAUUAGGAAUAGGUGGAGCUUAUACGUUUAAGAUAAGUACGAAACAAGCGACAUGCGAAGCGAUUAGGCAAAACAAUGAAACAAAAGAUAGCGUCGGACCGCAUUUUCAAUGGAAAGAUUUUUUGGAGUAUCUAUAUCCGCAUGUUUGGCAUUUAUUGAUUUCUUUGUCAAGUGCCCUAAUCGUAGCAAUGUUAAAUAUUUGGAUACCACAAUCUGUUGGUAAUAUCAUAAAUGUAUUGACAAAAAUAGUUCAAGAUAAAAGAAAUGAUUCUACAAGAAAUACACUGGAAAUGCUUCUGAGACCAACCUUUUUGUUGGCACGUAUGUAUGUUGCACAAGCUUUUUUCACUUUUGUUUAUAUUCACACACUUUCUCAUAUAGGGGAAAGAGUAGCAAUGAAGUUACGUCAAAAUGUAUUCAAAUCUAUCAUUAUGCAAGAUGUUGCAUUUUUUGAUAAAAAUCGAACUGGCGAAAUAGUAAGCCGAUUAACGAGUGAUAUUCAGGAUUUCAAAAGUACAUUCAAGAUUUGUAUAUCGCAAGGUCUAAGAAGUUCUACACAAAUUGUUGGUUGUGUUAUUUCUGUGAUAAUGUUAUCGCCUCAACUGACAGCUGCAAUGUUAUUAUCUAUGCCACCAGUUAUAUUCAUUGGUACUCUAUUAGGAAAAAGUUUGCGUAAGUUGUCUACAGAUGCACAAAAUCAAAUUGCAAAAGCCACUGCUGUCUGCGAAGAAGCUAUCCAAAAUAUACGAACGGUAAGAGCGUUUGCGGCAGAAAAUCGAGAAACGGAAGUAUUUUCUAAGGAAGUCGAAUAUGCAUCCGAGCUGUAUGAAAAUUUGGGAUUUGGUAUUGGGUUGUUUCAAGCAGGAACCAAUUUGUUUUUAAAUGGUAUAUUGCUUUGUACGUUGUACUUCGGUGGUCACUUAAUGUCGAUCGGGCAAUUAACGUCCGGCGAUCUUAUGGCAUUUUUAAUGGCAACCCAAAUAAUUCAAAGAUCUCUAUCUCAGUUAUCUUUAUUAUUUGGAACGUACGUAAGAGGAGUUACUGCUGGUGCUCGAAUUUUCGAGUAUUUAAACAUGCCACCAUCGCCGAUGAUGGUAGGAGGGAAAACAAUAGAGGGAAAGACUUUGUCCGGCGAUAUAGAAUUUAAAAACGUAAAAUUUAGUUAUCCAACUCGACCGGAUCACAUCAUUUUGAAGAAUUUUAAUUUGAAUAUUCCCUCCGGUAAAACGGUCGCUAUUGUGGGUUCUAGUGGAAAUGGAAAAUCGACCAUCGCCGCACUGUUAGAACGCUUUUAUGACGUCAACGAGGGUAGCAUUUCGAUCGAUAAAUGGGACAUUAGGUCUCUCAAUUCUAGCUAUCUUAGAGGUACUGUAUUAGCAUAUAUAAAUCAAGAACCCGUACUUUUCGCAACUAGCAUAAUGGAAAAUAUCAGAUAUGGAAAGCAAGAUGCGACCGACGAGGAGAUCGUAACAGCGGCGAAAGAAGCAAAUGCUCACGAAUUCAUUACAAAAUUUCCAAAUGGAUACGAAACUCAGGUUGGCGAGAGAGGCGCACAAUUGUCCGGAGGACAAAAACAGCGUAUUGCCAUUGCCAGAGCACUACUAAUGCGACCAUCGAUUUUAAUAUUGGACGAAGCAACGAGCGCGUUGGAUUAUGAAAGCGAAAGACUGGUACAAAAAGCUUUAGAAAACGUAACUCGAGAUAGAACAGUGUUAGUUAUUGCUCAUAGACUAAGUACUGUAAAAUCUGCUGAUAUUAUUGUUGUAUUGCAACAUGGUGUUAUCGUAGAGAUAGGUACCCAUGCACAACUAUUUAAGAAACAAGGAACAUAUUAUAAAUUAGCGAGAGAACAAAGAAUUAAUUAAAA
Molecule: messenger RNA, 2104 nt
Organism: Vespula pensylvanica (western yellowjacket)
Lineage: Eukaryota; Metazoa; Arthropoda; Insecta; Hymenoptera; Vespidae
Product: mitochondrial potassium channel ATP-binding subunit
Exons: 10
Coding region: 30-2102 (690 amino acids)
Biological process (GO): transmembrane transport
Cellular component (GO): membrane
Molecular function (GO): ATP hydrolysis activity; ABC-type oligopeptide transporter activity; ATP binding
Source: RefSeq, a predicted model, not a curated record